Messenger RNA from Alnus glutinosa, 1930 nucleotides. RefSeq names its product rho GTPase-activating protein 1. Bases 227 to 1705 code for a protein of 492 amino acids. Gene Ontology annotation, biological process: signal transduction. Gene Ontology annotation, molecular function: GTPase activator activity. Lineage: Eukaryota; Viridiplantae; Streptophyta; Magnoliopsida; Fagales; Betulaceae. The transcript has 5 exons. The record is from RefSeq and is a predicted model, not a curated record.
AAAAGAAAAGAAAGAGUAGAGAGAUAAUGAUGGUCACGUCCCACAUUCUUCAACCCCUUUGCUUCAGUCCAACUCCACCACUCCAAAUGUCCCUGUGAAAAUUUUCUGUCUUUCUUUGUCAAGAAUCUUUUUUAGUAUUUGUUUUUUCUUCUUUCCCAGAUCAACAAGAAAACCCUUUUACUUUCGCUUUUUUAUAAUUCAAGAAAGGCCGUUUUCAUUGCCAGCCAUGACUGAGGUCCUCAACCCCAACCAUUCUCCAUCACAUUUCUCUGCCUCUUCUUCUUCUUCUCCUUCUCCUUCUCCUUCUCCUUCCUCUGCUUCCUUAUCCAGCGCACACGUUCAGAAUGAGGACGACAACCGCUGUGAAUGUGAAUGUGAAUGUGGGUCGCCAUCUUCGUCGGUAGCCGAGGUCGGGGAUAAUACGGUGACGGGCUGUGAGGAAGAGGAGGAGGGUGACCGGCAGAGAAGGGAUCAGCUGUCUUUGCUAGCAUUGCUGGUGGCCCUUUUCAGGAGAUCUUUGGUUGCUUGCAAGAGUGCUGACAGGAGGGAGCUCUGUGCAAUGGAGAUCGGGUUGCCGACUAAUGUGCGCCAUGUGGCGCAUGUUACCUUUGAUAGGUUCAAUGGGUUCUUGGGAUUGCCUGUGGAGUUUGAACCUGAGGUGCCCAGGAGGCCUCCCAGUGCAAGUACUACCGUCUUUGGAGUUUCCACGGAAUCCAUGCAGUUGUCUUUUGACUCAAGAGGGAAUAGUGUGCCAACGAUUCUCUUGCUAAUGCAGAGAAACUUGUAUGCUCUAGGAGGCCUGCAGGCAGAAGGAAUUUUCAGAAUUGCUGCAGAUAACAGCCAAGAGGAGUAUGUCAGGGAGCAAUUGAAUGGGGGAGUGGUACCAGGAGGGAUUGAUGUACACUGUUUGGCAGGCCUUAUCAAGGCUUGGUUUAGGGAACUCCCAAGUGGGGUUCUGGAUUCUCUAUCACCUGAGCAGGUAAUGCGAUGCCAGACAGAAGAGGAUUAUGCUGAGCUUGUGAAGCUUCUACCCCCAACUGAAUAUGCUCUACUAGAUUGGGCCAUCAACCUCAUGGCUGAUGUUGUCCAACAGGAACAUCUGAACAAGAUGGACGCACGAAACAUUGCUAUGGUUUUUGCACCAAACAUGACUCAGAUGGCAGAUCCUCUGACUGCCUUGAUGUAUGCAGUCCAAGUGAUGAACUUCCUCAAGACCCUAAUCUUAAAAACGUUGCGAGAAAGAAAAGAGUCUGCCGUGGAGACUUCUUCAACUAGCCGUUUAGAGCCUUCUGAUGAGAAUGGCCACCAGAGCCCUUCACAAACCUGCCUGGAAGAUAGUACCCGAGAGAAUGAAGAGAGAGAGCAAAACCAUAACUUAAUUGAUGGAGAAGCUAGCAGUUUAUUGACUAGUGACAAAAUAAAUCCUGACAAGGAUAGUUGUUGUGAGACUCUAGUUCAAGUUGACCCUUCUUCCAUUAACAAAACAGAAGCUGGUGAAAUCAAUGGUGCAAUAGGUGGAGGUCAAGGUAAUUCUGGAAAGGGCAAGGCUGGUCAACCAAGUAAUUCAAAUUGCAAAAAGGGGCCAACGAAAAAAUGCGGUCAGCAACCUGUAGUUCCGGCAACGGCGCCUGUCGAGAAAACUAGAGGAAUCAGCAAUCUGAGUCGCAUUGAUUCAAUUUCAGAGCGUAUCGAAGCCUGGAGGUGAAGGGAGCUCAACAGCAGUUGAUCUCCAGGUGAUUAUAUUACUAUGUUCUAAAGUGUAAGUUUGUUUGAUUUGGAAGUUGAGGGAAAGUAUGUGAAUUGUUCAUGUAUGUUGUCUGUGUUGCUGGGUGAUUUGCUUAACCUGUUCUGAUUUCAUGGAGACUUCCAUAGGAUCAUACUAACAUUGUAUUGGAGUUUCAUUGAUGUGUUUCUUGUGUUUGUUUUCCAA